CUACAUUUCCCAGGAGGCGUCGCGCCCGCGCCGCACUACUUCCGGGCUGCGAAAGAUGGCGGCUUCCUAGCGAGCGCUCGACUGAGUUGGAGGGAGGCUCCGGCUACGACACCCUCUAGACAGCCCACUGUCCCCUGGAGACGAACCCAGAGGGGAGGAACCUGGCUUCCCCCAACCCUACUCCAUCCAGCCACUCAGGGGCCAUGGAGGUGGCAGAGCCGAGCAGCCCCACGGAGGAAGAGGAGGAAGAGGAGGAGGAAGAGGAAGAGGAAGAGUCAGCCGAGCCUAGGCCCCGCACACGCUCCAAUCCUGAGGGGGCUGAGGACCGGGCACUGGGGGCCCAGGCCAGCGUGGGCAGCCGCAGCGAGGGUGAGGGUGAGGCGGCCAGUGCUGACGAUGGGACUCCCAAUCCUCCCGGAGCUGGCCCCAAGCCCUGGCAGGUGCCCCCGACAGCCCCUGAAGUCCAGGUGCGGACGCCAAGGGUCAACUGUCCAGAGAAGGUGAUCAUCUGCCUGGACCUGUCAGAGGAAAUGUCGCUGUCAAAGCUGGAGUCCUUCAAUGGCUCCAAAACCAACGCCCUCAACGUCUCCCAGAAGAUGAUUGAGAUGUUUGUGCGGACAAAACACAAGAUCGACAAGAGUCACGAAUUCGCACUGGUGGUGGUGAAUGAUGACAUCGCCUGGCUGUCCGGCCUGACCUCUGAUCCCCGCGAACUCUGCAGUUGCCUCUAUGACCUAGAGACGGCUUCCUGCUCCACCUUUGAUCUGGAAGGUCUCUUCAGCCUCAUCCAGCAGAAGACUGAGCUGCCAGUCACGGAGAACGUGCAGACAAUUCCGCCCCCGUACGUGGUCCGCACCAUUCUUGUCUAUAGCCGUCCGCCCUGCCAGCCCCAGUUCUCCCUGACGGAGCCCAUGAAGAAAAUGUUCCAGUGCCCGUAUUUCUUCUUCGAUGUUGUUUACAUCCACAAUGGCGCCGACGAGAAAGAGGAGGAAAUGAGCUGGAAGGACAUGUUCGCCUUCAUGGGCAGCCUGGAUACCAAGGGGACCAGCUACAAGUAUGAGGUGGCGCUGGCUGGGCCGGCCCUUGAGCUGCACAACUGUAUGGCUAAGCUGCUGGCUCACCCACUGCAGCGGCCCUGCCAGAGUCACGCCUCCUACAGCCUGCUGGAGGAGGACGACGAAGCCACUGAGGUUGAAGCCACUGUCUGAACCAUCCCCGUGCCUCUCGGCCUUCCUGUGCAGCGAAACCCUUGGCUUGGAGAAUGGUUCUCAAACCAGGCUCCGUGGCACCCUGAUGGGGAGGGUUCCAGGAGGCUCCCGGGGCACCUGGGGGCCCUGGCAAGAAACUCAAGAUUCCAGGAAGCAUCCCAGGGACCCUGGGCACCCAUUCCCGGUGUUUUCCAGCCCACAUCCUGUCGCCAGUUUGUGAACUGUAAUUUGUGUUCUUCUUUGUGUGUUUUGAUCAUCAAAGUAAAAAUCUGAGAAUCCCUAACCCAGCUCCACAACA
Molecule: messenger RNA, 1506 nt
Organism: Panthera uncia (snow leopard)
Lineage: Eukaryota; Metazoa; Chordata; Mammalia; Carnivora; Felidae
Gene: BABAM1
Product: BRISC and BRCA1 A complex member 1
Exons: 10
Coding region: 204-1208 (334 amino acids)
Biological process (GO): mitotic G2 DNA damage checkpoint signaling; protein K63-linked deubiquitination; positive regulation of DNA repair
Cellular component (GO): nuclear body; BRISC complex; BRCA1-A complex
Source: RefSeq, a predicted model, not a curated record